AUGUCUCGCAUCGAUUAUUCCAAGUGGGAUAAACUGGAGUAUUCUUCUUCUUCUUCUUCGGAAGAGGAGGACGACGAGAAAGAAAAGACGCAGGAAGCGAAGGCGACGACUGCACACUUCGAGAAUCUCUCGCUUUCUGCAUCGUCGUCGUCCUCUCCACUUUGGAACGGGUUGGUGUUGCAUCAUAAGGAUGUGUUUGUCUCGCAUGUGCUUUCGAAAUUGAAUUUGUUGGAUCGGUGUUUCUUUUCAAAGGUGAAUACAGAGAGUCGGGGUGUGCUUGAAUACGCCGGGGUAAACGUAUCGGGAUUAGGUUUGAUUGUUUACGAAUGUUCAUCCAUUUCGACGUUGGAAUGGGCGUGGAAUAACAUACGCUGGGGAAAGAAAGAUACCAAAGGAGACGUGGUAGACCAAGCCUGGUUUUGCAAGGAAGUUGCUGCAACGAACAAACUCGAGUUUCUCAAGUGGGCGAGAGAAGUGAAACAUUGCGAGUGGGAUGAAUGGACGAUUAAUCAGGCCGCAAUUAAAGGUAAUCUCGAGAUGUUGAAGUAUUGCUUCUCUAAUAAUUGCCCGUGUGAUAAAGAAGAGUCGUGUAAACUAGCUGCUAAAGGAGGACACCUCGACUGUGUUCGAUUUCUUUUCGACAAAGUGAAACCUUCGCGAGAGACGGAAAAAGAAGCGGUAAUACAAGCCGCAGCAUAUGGUCACUUAGACAUCUUGAAAUACUUCUUCGAAGAACGAAAGAUACCUGAUGUGGUAAAGAUCGCCUGUGUGGGAAUCGCUGCAAGGUUUGGCAAACUCGAUUGCCUCAAAUACUUAGUCGAAGAGGCGAAAGUGCCUCUUAACUAUUGGGUACACAUCGCUUCCGCUCGUUACCACGAACACCCUGACUGCGAAAACUACUUGCUCGAAAAAGGGUGCCCAGAACCAACGGACGAAGAAUACGCUCGAUUUGUCGAGGCAACAGAAAAAGCAAAAGCGCGAGAAAGACAAGCAGCUUCUUGA
Molecule: messenger RNA, 1002 nt
Organism: Bathycoccus prasinos
Lineage: Eukaryota; Viridiplantae; Chlorophyta; Mamiellophyceae; Mamiellales; Bathycoccaceae
Exons: 1
Coding region: 1-1002 (333 amino acids)
Molecular function (GO): protein binding
Source: RefSeq, a predicted model, not a curated record